Acanthisitta chloris (rifleman) is the source of this 347-nucleotide messenger RNA. Its product is annotated as protein AF-9-like. Gene Ontology annotation, biological process: regulation of DNA-templated transcription. NCBI's taxonomy places the organism in Eukaryota, Metazoa, Chordata, Aves, Passeriformes, Acanthisittidae. The record is from RefSeq and is a predicted model, not a curated record. Gene Ontology annotation, cellular component: super elongation complex. The annotation marks the transcript as partial. The transcript has 3 exons.
UGUGCAAGGAUCCACCCUACAAAGUUGAAGAAUCUGGAUAUGCUGGUUUCAUUUUACCAAUUGAGGUUUACUUCAAAAACAAGGAAGAACCUAAGAAAGUUCGAUUUGACUAUGACUUAUUCCUGCACCUUGAAGGCCACCCACCUGUAAAUCACCUUCGCUGUGAAAAGCUCACAUUCAACAACCCGACAGAGGAAUUCAGAAGAAAGCUGCUAAAGGCAGGAGGGAUCAUGGUGAUGUCAGAUGGCACAUCGUUCUCUUCAGGACAGAGCCUUCAUCUCCCCAGCCUUCCCAGUAACUCCCUGUCUUUUUCUGAAGUGAAGAAGAAAUCAUCUCAUGGGCCAAAG